GAGAGUGUUCGUUAAACUACGAAGAGAACGUGUUGUUUGAUGUUGUUUGAUGAUUUGCUUCUGACCUCGUUUUGUAUUGUAUGUAGAUUAAUUAAUUAAUUAAUUUUGAACCAAUUAACUAAAGCCGUGUAAUUUGACGAUGAGAAUUGAAUUAAAUUUAAAAGUUAAUUUGGUUAUUAAUAGGAUCUUUUUUGGGCAAAAUGAAAUAGAUUCGUUUAGAGAAUAGUAUUUUCAGAGUUUUGAAGAGAUUUUUAGCGUUGUUAUGGCUUCAUUUUUAUUCGUAUCGCUAGUUUUUAAUUUUUCUCGGAUUAUUUAGUUAAGACGUCACUAAAAGCAAUUUCGGCGCUAAGCUUGCAAUGGGGAAACGGAUUUGUUGAAACGUAUCAGUGAUAUCUUCUAGAGAUAACGCAAAAUAAUAAUAGCAUGAACUCUAGCAAUAAUAAUAAUAAUAAUAAUAUGAGGAAUAAAAACAAUAAUAACAAGUAAUAAAAAAAUAGAAAUAAUAAAUAAUAACAAUAAUAAUAACAACAAUGCACUCUACCUUCAAAUAAUAAUAAUAAUAAUAAUAACUGUGGAACGCCAAACAUGACAAUAACGACAAUUGCUAAGGAAACGUCGAAGAAGAUGAAAGCGCCGCCGACGACGACGAUGAUGAUGGCGACGAUGAUGGUGAUGAUGGCGAUGAUGAAGAGACAGAGGAUAAUGAUGACGACGAUCCUGAUUGUGAUCUCCAUAAUUUCGUCAGCGUCGACUCUUGACGUAAGGUUACCUCCGUCCAUUGUCUCCCAGAGUCUCUCACAUCAGUAUAUCUACAAACGAAUGAAUCUCAAUCUCACAUGCAUUCCUGUUGGAUAUCCAAGUCCCAGAGUUCAAUGGAUUAAAGACGACAAAACCAUACCUGAAUCUAAUUACAAUAACACCAACACAACCAACAACAACAACAACAACACGGACAACAACAAUCACCAGCCAAAACAACAUCGAAGUAGUCAUCAUUUUUCAACGCUGAACAAUUCCACCGUACUGCAGAUAAGCAGCGCGACCAGUGAUACGGCAGGCACGUACAGAUGCAUGGUGUGGAAUAAUUAUGGAAAGCUAAUUUCACCCCCUAUGGUUCUAGAAAUGGCUUAUUUUGAUAGAACUGAUGACGACCCAAAGAGUGUCGUUGAGUGUAUUUUCGGAAACCACUGCAAACUACGAUGCAUAUCCAAAAAAUCCAAUCCAGCCCCCAUUUACAAGUGGCAGUUUCUGGAUAAUUCUGAUGUCGUAUCCAAUGACAGGAUUGUUGUCAAUUAUGAUACCAUUCAUGUAUCGAAUGCAAUCCGAUCCGAUGCUGACGUCAUUUAUGUUUGUUACGUCAUGAAUGCAGUCUUCGAUCAAUACAGCCGGAAAGAGUAUCAAUUCAGGAUCGUUGAAUGUUGGUGA
Helobdella robusta is the source of this 1425-nucleotide messenger RNA. RefSeq lists its product as hypothetical. The coding region runs from base 586 to 1425 and encodes 279 amino acids. The transcript is spliced from 6 exons. NCBI's taxonomy places the organism in Eukaryota, Metazoa, Annelida, Clitellata, Rhynchobdellida, Glossiphoniidae. The record is from RefSeq and is a predicted model, not a curated record.